CUUCCCGUUUUUAUUAAAGGGGCGCGCACAGGUCCAGCUGCACGUGCAUUGGUUGGUCACACACACAGGCAAAGGCCACCCACAAUUCGUGUGGCGGGAGGCGGUGCAGCCCAUCUUGCCUCCUCAGCUUGACAGAAACUGCAUCGAAGUAGGACUCUGCCUUAACCGCUGAGGCUCCCGAAUUUCGCGCGUCGGCAACAUCUCCUCAUCAAUACCAUAAUGACCAGGCUGCCCCCGUUCACCAUCACCAGCAGCUCAUAUCUAUCGCGUCAGAACCAGAAUAAAACAUGCCACUGUGCCGGUGCCAGAAUGUUGACUUGAAGCCGAACUGCCGGUCGUCGCUGAACUGUGCUGUCUGGCACGAUAAAGAACUCUAUUGUGAGGGGUGUCGCGACAACAGAUGCCAGUUCAACAAGUCACCCGUCUCUCCCAGAGGCGGAUUUGAUGGAUAUCGGGCAAUGUCACCCCCAUUCGCCAACUACAGCCGUGACAUGCUGGUCGGCCAUGUGAACCUCGUCAAGGUGCGGGCACCGCAGGACUAUCAGAUUGGAUUCCAGUCCUACAUCGAGGCUAUGGCAGCUAUUGCGCUGGGAAAGGCCUCUGCAUCCGAGGUGGUGGAGCGGUUGGAUCAGGCCAUGAGAGAGCAUGAAGCGGAAAGACAGAGAGACUUGACAAUGAAGGAUGGUGAUAAGAAAUGAAGCUGCACGGAUGUCUUGAUAGAGUGGUCACUGGGGUUUCUUUGGGAAUGGAGUUGUGUUUAUUUCAGAGGUGUGUUGAUGAAGAUUGUACACUGGCUUUUCUUCUCUACGUUGACGAUUCAUGACACUUUCUUUCACGCGUGAUCCUCUUUCUUAUAACUUAUGACUGGUAGGCUUAAAGCUGCACAUCCUGGCUCCACAAACAAGUCUUGUUUAUUCAGAAUCUUAUAAGUAGUCAGUUGGGAAUAGCUGUGAUCAGGAUAAGGUAACGAGAUUUAUCUCGAAGAACUGCACAUGGCUUAACAUGAACACAUGCGUAUCUUAAGUAUGAGUUGUCAGUGGUCACUGAAAAUAGAUCGUGAUUCAGAUUACCAUGGUGGAACUGAGAUAUAAUGGCACCGAGCAGACAACUUUCUCUGGUUGUUUCAGCAAGCCAUCAACCUCCACAGCUUCUACCGUUGGGCUCGACACAAGCGCUAAAUCCAACACGCUUUACACCACGAAGCACGGCUAUCAAAAUGCCUACCUGCAAAUGCCCUGCAAGCCCCAGCUCCUGCAGAGCCCAGCAAUGCCACCAAUGGCACAAUACUUCCAGGUUGUGUGGGAAGUGCCAGGUAA
This is a messenger RNA of Podospora pseudocomata, 1316 nucleotides long. RefSeq lists its product as uncharacterized. The transcript is spliced from 2 exons. The record is from RefSeq and is a predicted model, not a curated record. The coding region runs from base 288 to 698 and encodes 136 amino acids. Lineage: Eukaryota; Fungi; Ascomycota; Sordariomycetes; Sordariales; Podosporaceae.